Cydia strobilella is the source of this 2464-nucleotide messenger RNA. It is a transcript of the gene Pu, whose product is annotated as GTP cyclohydrolase 1. Lineage: Eukaryota; Metazoa; Arthropoda; Insecta; Lepidoptera; Tortricidae. Gene Ontology annotation, biological process: tetrahydrobiopterin biosynthetic process; tetrahydrofolate biosynthetic process. Gene Ontology annotation, molecular function: GTP cyclohydrolase I activity; zinc ion binding; GTP binding. The record is from RefSeq and is a predicted model, not a curated record. Bases 153 to 1022 code for a protein of 289 amino acids. The transcript has 7 exons. Gene Ontology annotation, cellular component: cytoplasm.
GACGGGAACGCGGACACGCGACCGCCAUUUUCUUUUUCAAAUUUUAAUUUUCGAACGCACCCCUGUAAGUACUCGAACGUGUCCUUUGCGGAUUGCUAAAAAAAGUUAAAUGUGAACGUUUAAAAGGUUUGUUUCUGGAUCGGGUUAAUGCAAUGUCAAAUAUGAACGGCAAAGACGAACAGCCCAUAGUACCCCCAUCGUCCCUAAUUAGACGAGUCUCCUCUCGUUCGAUACGAAACUCCAUCUCCGAGGAUAAGGAGAAUGGAGAGAACAUUAAAAGUUUCGUUCCGAAAUACAAGAAGACCCCGGAAGCACUAAAGAAUUAUCACAUGACGGAUGGAGAGAGUGAGCUUGAGGUUCCUGGGACUCCGAUGACACCUAGGACAUCCACAACUCCUGGACACGAGAAAUGCACGUUCCACCACGACCUGGAACUGGACCACAGGCCACCAACCAGAGAGGCCCUGCUACCCGAUAUGGCCAGCUCUUACAGAUUGCUGCUCACAGGUUUAGGAGAAGACCCAGACAGGCAGGGCCUGUUGAAGACUCCUGAAAGAGCUGCCAAAGCUAUGCUGUUCUUCACUAAGGGCUACGACCAGAGCCUUGAAGAGGUCCUAAAUGAAGCCAUUUUCGACGAGGACACAGAUGAGAUGGUGGUGGUGAAGGACAUCGAGAUGUUCUCCAUGUGCGAGCACCAUCUGGUGCCGUUCUACGGCAAGGUAUCCAUCGGGUAUCUGCCGCAAGGCAAGAUCCUUGGACUCAGCAAGUUGGCCAGAAUAGUGGAGAUCUACUCCCGCCGCCUGCAGGUGCAAGAGAGACUGACCAAACAGAUCGCUAUUGCCGUCACCCAGGCCGUCCGACCGGCGGGCGUCGCCGUCGUCAUCGAAGGAGUACACAUGUGCAUGGUGAUGCGUGGGGUCCAAAAAAUUAACAGCAAGACCGUGACCUCCACCAUGCUGGGCGUGUUCCGCGACGACCCCAAGACCAGGGAGGAGUUCCUCAACCUCGUGCACUCCAAGUGAGAACGAUGCCGUCGCUACCACUCGCUCGAGCCUUAAACUCUCAAGCCUUAAGCCUUUAAGGCUAGAUCGAGCCUUUAAGGCUUGAGCUAGGGUUCGGUCGACCCUUAAAGUCUCAAGCCCUUGAGGCUUGGACUGCGACUUAAGGCUCCAGCAAGCGCUAGGCUUCAUUGAUAGCCUCUGAAAUUAAUUAUGAUUAUUAACGCAAAUUAAAUUAGCAAAAUAACGCUUGGUUUUAUUAAGUUUUGUUAAAGAUCUUUAAUUAAAGUACUUUUUUCUUUCUUUUUCUUCUUCUUAAUGUCUAAUGAUUUAUAAAUCUUAAUAAAACCAAGCUUCAGAACUCGAAUAUAAUGCACGAAAUGACUAAGCUUGCCAAUUUUCAAUAUGAUACAAAAGAAUUACGGAGUGGAUGAUAUUUUUAUUAAUUACUGAUGCGUUAUUGGUUUUGACUUAAAAUCAAGAACAAUAAAAAUGUGUUACUAAAUAAACACUCAUAAAAAACUAUUUUUGAUGGUCUGCACGUAAAGUUUUUUUAUUAGACAAUGUAUAACACCAAUAUUUAUUGAACGACAUCGUACAUCGUAGUAGAAAUUAAAAAGUGGCAACACUGUAGUCUCGUCCCUUUCAAAUCAAUCUAAGAAAAAAGGGACGACACUACAGUGCUGCCACUUUUUAAUUUCUACUCUUUUUUGCCAGACUGUAAGCUCAGUGAUUUUGUGCGUUAUUUUGUUUCUUUUUUAUUGGCUGCUUUUUUUUUUAUUAAAAAGCGUUGUUUCUUUUGAAUUAAAUUAAUUUGAAUCCGGAUGCAAAAUUGUUAUUAUCUUUUAAAUACUUUAUUCUUAUUGUUCUGUAUUCAGUUUCAUAUCUUUUUAUUUCUUUGCUUUCUUUUGUACUUUUUUCCAGUAUUUAAGUUAUUUUGUAAACGGGAUUUUAUAACUGCCUUAAUUUUAGGUAUAUUAGUUUGCUUUGCUUGUGAGAAUGUAUUCGUUAUAAAUAUAUUUUUGUAAUUGAAAUUUACUUAGGUAACUUAAUACAAAAGAGCAAAAGUUUACAUGACAAUAAAAUAGGAUUUUAUGAGAAAUUUGGUAAUAUAUAUUGCCCAAUUACCACGUUUCUCAUAAGUUAAUUGAAAUUUAGGCAUUUUAUAUUAAUUUAGUUAUAUUUUUAUUGUUGUAAAAUCGAAAAUAAGUGGACCAAUCCAUUUGUAAUAUUAUUUUUAAUUUAAACAAAAAUCUCAAGUGAUUCAUGGCUGAUGCUUGACAUUUUUGAAAAUACUUAUACAUAUUUUUGAUGUUUUAUUUAUAAAUUUUAUAUUUAUGCCAAUGACGUUGCCUUAAAAUGAAAUUAUGAAUGUAAUCAUUUUUGAUGUUUUAAAUUAUACAAAUAAUGAAUGUAAUUUGAAAAGUAUUCUCAUUUAAACAAUAAAGGUUUUAUUUUAAGUUGAA